AGCACGAGGCACGGGCUCGUCAACACCCGACUCCGUCCACUCCGCCCCGAGUUUCCGAAAUCCAAAUUCCUACACCACUCCUCCCUCCCUCCUCCUCCCGUUCCGCGCCUGCACCGCGCCUCGAUGGAUGCCGCCCAAAACCCUAGGCUGAACUGAACCCUCCUCCCCGAGACGCGGCCAUGGCGGAGCCGGCCCUCCUCGACCCCUCCUCCCACUUCGACCUCCGCCACUACCCGCCCGGCCUCUUCGACCCGGACCUGCACCUCGCGGACGACGACGACGACCUGCCGCUCGGGAAUUUCGGCCUCGGCCUCGGCGGCGCCGGCGGCGACUGCGACGACCUCGACUUCGACCUGCCCGCGGAUUUCUCCGUCGAGGACUUCCUCCUCCGCUCCCCUGAGCGGAGCGACUCCGCCGAGGGCUCUGCCGCCGGAUCCGGCCCCACCGCAUCCUCGUCCUCCCCCGCCGCCUCCGGCACCGGCUCCGCCGUCGCCGACGCCAGCUGCGAGGUCAAGCACGAGGAGUCGGACGAGGGGAGGAGCGCCGCCGCCCCUAGCUGGGGCCUGAAGCGGAAGCCGGCGAGCCCCGCCCCCAGCUCGGAGGCGGCCAAGUGCCGCCGAUCCGGGGACGGUGAGGUCUCCCCUUCCGCGUCGGCCUCGCGGCCCGCCGUGGACUCCGACGAGGGAGGCGCCGUCGGCGAGGGGGAGGACACCAGGCGGGCGGCGCGGCUGAUACGGAACCGCGAGAGCGCGCAGCUGUCUCGGCAGAGGAAGAAGCGCUACGUCGAGGAGCUGGAGGAGAAGGUCAAGUCAAUGAACUCGGUCAUAAACGACCUCAAUUCCAAGAUCUCCUUCAUUGUGGCCGAGAAUGCAACACUGCGGCAGCAACUCGGUAGCGGCGGCGGGAAUUGCGCACCGCCUGGGAUGUAUCCACCGGGAGCAGUGCCCGGCAUGCAUUUCCCUUGGGUGCCUGGGUAUGCCAUGCGGCCUCAUGGUUCCCAUGUCCCUCUUGUACCAAUUCCUCGGCUAAAGCCGCAGCAGCAGGUGACCGCAACCAAGGCCACAAAGAAACCAGAGAACAAGAAGGCCGUGGACAGCAAGAGCAAGAGCAAGACCAAGACCAAGAAGGUGGCAAGUGUUAGCCUUCUCGGUUUGAUGCUUGUUAUGCUCGUCUUUGGUGCUUUUGUUCCAGGGUUCAAUCACAAUUUUGGAUUGAGUGGGGGAAGUGACAAUGCAAUGUUUAGGAAUUUUGGUCAGCCUCAUGAUAGGGUAGUCAAUGUCAAUAACCAUGGUCAAGCACCUAAAGGGGGUUUGAACAAUAGUGACAUGACUGGUGUUGAUUCUGGAAUGAUGAUUGGGACUGAUGGCAGUGCUGACCAGAAGCAUCAACCUCCACUUAACUCAAGUGAGACCUUGCCUGCUUUGUUGUAUGUGCCAAGGAAUGGAAAGCAUGUCAAGAUCAACGGCAAUCUGAUUAUUCAUUCUGUGCUUGCAAGCGAGAAAGCGGUAGCACAUGGGACUUCACAACACAACCGUGACCAGUCAGGUAUAGAUCACAAAGAGACAAGUACAGCCAUAGCUCGUCAUCUAUCACUGCCUGGAAACAAUAUGAAUCCACAAGAGAAAUCCCCGGUAGAUGGACCAUUGCCGCAGUGGUUUCGUGAAGGAAUGGCAGGGCCUAUCCUAAAUUCUGGAAUGUGCAGUGAGGUGUUUCAGUUUGACGUUUCCGCUGCCACCAAUUCCGGUGGCAUAAUACCUGCUUCUCCAGCUGUGAACUCCUCGAGUGUUAAUGCUACUCGAAAGGUUCCAACACCAGCUCCUGCUUAUUACGGCAAGCUGAAGAAUAGGAGGAUCAUGUACAAUGAGGCGAUUCCACUCACUGGGAAAACGGCGAACAACACAGGGCCUUUCAACAGAACUUCUGAAAGCAGCAAGUUACCUGAUAAGAAGCCAGCAUCGUCGGUAGUUGUUUCUGUGCUAGCUGACCCCAGGGAGGCCGGUGACGGAGAUAGCGAUCCAAGGAUGACCCCGAAGUCCCUCUCCAGGAUAUUUGUUGUUGUUCUCCUUGAUGGUGUCAGAUAUGUCACAUACUCCUGCACCCUUCCUUUCAAGAGUGCCAGCCCUCAUCUUGUAAACUAACCAAUAAUCAUGGGGGUCGAUGUGUUGUCAUGGUUCUCAAGCAGCUUUGCUGGCCCCGACGAAUCUGAUGGCCGAUAGAUUAAAACGACCUGAUGCUGUUGUCUAACCAAGGAAUGAACUUUCUAUUCACUCGGCCUGAGGUAAUUCAAGUUUGUCGAAGGUUUGAAGUGGUGUGAGCUAAAUGUGGUUCUGCAGUUUUAGGCUAUGAGUGCAGUUUCUGUGCUGCUGUGAUAUAACCAGGAUCUUAUGCUGUACUCUAACCUUGUUGUUAUAAUGUAAUACUGUUUGAGGAACUUUUAAGACAAAAUAUACAUGUAGUUUUAUCUCUCCA
Messenger RNA from Aegilops tauschii subsp. strangulata, 2469 nucleotides. Its product is annotated as bZIP transcription factor 39. The record is from RefSeq and is a predicted model, not a curated record. Gene Ontology annotation, molecular function: DNA-binding transcription factor activity. Gene Ontology annotation, cellular component: endoplasmic reticulum membrane; nucleus. NCBI's taxonomy places the organism in Eukaryota, Viridiplantae, Streptophyta, Magnoliopsida, Poales, Poaceae. Gene Ontology annotation, biological process: regulation of DNA-templated transcription.